Molecule: messenger RNA, 2243 nt
Organism: Helianthus annuus (common sunflower)
Lineage: Eukaryota; Viridiplantae; Streptophyta; Magnoliopsida; Asterales; Asteraceae
Product: receptor-like serine/threonine-protein kinase ALE2
Exons: 2
Coding region: 238-729 (163 amino acids)
Source: RefSeq, a predicted model, not a curated record
UAUUUCUCUGUCUCUCUUGUCUCCCUCACACUUCCUUCAUCUUCAAUCCCCAUUUCAAUCUCUCUUUUUAACCUAAUUAAAUCCCCUUUUCAUUCCCCACAACACCCACAACUUCAAUCUCUGUUACAGAUCAAACUACGCUUCCUGAUAUCUCCAUACACCUUCUUCCCAUUGGUCUCCGAACUUGCUAAAGAAAUCGCCACCAGCGUUUCCCUCAAUGUUACUCAAGCUCGAAUCAUGGGAGCCAAUGCCGCCGGUGACCGGCUCGACCAAACCAUCGUUCUCGUCAAUCUAGUUCCCCUAAAACAAAAUUUCAAUUUCUCCACUGCAUAUUCAAUCUACCAAAAGUUCUGGAGGAAACAAGUUUCCAUCAGCAAAGCUCGAUUUGGAUCAUAUCAAGUCGUACACGUCCAAUUUCCAGGGCUUCCACCAUCUCCGCCUUCAAAUUCCGCUGUAACAAUCGAUUCUAAAGGAUUGCCGUCGAAGCCUUUUGGAGCAGACAUACAUAGAGAGAAUAAGAAGAAGAGUAAGCUGAAUGGAAGCAUAAUCGUUGUGGUUAUUAUAUCUUCUAUCACAGCUUUUGAUCUUCUCAUUGGAGCUUUUUGGCUUCUGUUGUUGAAAAGUGGAUGCUCUUCUUCGUCCCUGGGGAAACCAUCAGGUAAAAUUCAAAUCCACCCACCAGCUGCAACUCUGUCUGGAUUGAAGAUGAAGGAAGUGUGGGGGAGAUAAGAGAGACAUAAAUAUUUUUUUAUUUUUUAAUUAUAAGGGUAUUUUGAUCAUUUAAAAAUAGUUAACCAUAAAAUUCUAACAGUGUUAGAAAUUUGGAUUCAAAUGGUUAAAGAAAAUGUUUAUGGGGACUCAGGUCGUUAAACUUUUUGCUUUUGGACUCAAGUGGUUAAAACCUAUAAAACACAGGGACUCAAAAAGUAAUUUACCCUAAAAAAUAGUCUUAAAAAAUUACCAACCUUACAUUAUUUGUAAGGCCAACCGCAAUGUCGACAGCCCCCCUCCCACAUCACCAUGAGUGAUUCUGUGGCAAACAGCCAUGGUGUUGGCCGGGCUUUUUCGGGUGGUCUAAGAUGGAUCUCCAUUUAUGGGAUAAGAACUUGUGUUUUGUGGCCAUGAUUGAACCACUCUCUAGAAAAUUAUUUUUAUUUAUAACAACAAAAUUAUAACCUUUUAGUUCUUCAAAUAUAAUUUGGAUGUAUAGAACAUGUGAAACGUAUGUUUAUAAAGAAGGAGAAAGAAAAGUUUAAACUAUGUUUCAUGUCAUAUAUGAAUUAUAUCCAUCAUUAUUUUUUAUUGAGUAAACUGCCAUUUUGGUCCCUGUAGUUUGGGCACUUUUGCCAUUUUAGUCUAAAUCUCAAACUUUUUACAUCUGGGUCCCUGUGGUUUGUAUUUUGUUGCCAUUUUGGUCUAAAACUCAAAUCAUAUCAGAUUUCUAAAAAAAACCCUGCUAUUUUGUCCUUUUCUGAAGGGGCAUUUUGGUCAUUUUAAAAAAAAGCCCUGUCUGUCUCCCUUCUCUCCUCUUUAUCUGCAGAUCACCAAAAAAAAAAAAACCCCUGUCUCUCUCUCUCUCUCUUUUCUCUCUCUCUAUUUGCAGAUCAUCACCAAAAAAACCAAUCUCUCUCUCUUUUUUUCUCUAUCUACCGUCUAUUACCCUUCACUUAGGGUUAUAUGACAGUGAGCAAAGAAGAACCAGAAGCACCUGAACCACCACCGCCCUCAUCCAACCUGAACUACCUUCAUCAAACCCAGAUCAACUCUUCACACAAAAAUACAGUUUAUCCACAUCCACCCCCAAUCUUUCGAUCUCUCCAGAAGCAACGGAACCCGCCGGCGGCGACGGUAAUGGAGGUGAUGAUAUGGUCAGGCUUUGAUUUUGGCUCGGAUUACCAGGAAGAGGUUUAAUGGUUCGGGUUUUGUUCGGAUUUUGCUUUGGGUUUGGUGAAGGUGGUGACAGCGGCUGUUUGACGUAGUUGGGUGGCCGGUGGUGGUGGUGGUGGUGCUGGUGGUGGUGAUGGUGGUGGUAGUGGCGAUGAUGAAGCCAGUUGAUGACCAAAAUGACCAAAAGGUUUAGGGAUAUGUUGAAGAAGAUGAUGAGUUUGAAUAUUGGUCUGUGAAAUCGAAUACGAGUUUUAUGAUUCUGUAUAUAUUAAAUUUUAGAUAUUGUAGUUUUGUUAUAUAUUUAGAUCGAAUUUAACAUUCUCCAAAAGCUUUAUGUUGAAAUUAGAUUCGUUCGU